Molecule: messenger RNA, 457 nt
Organism: Dentiscutata heterogama
Lineage: Eukaryota; Fungi; Glomeromycota; Glomeromycetes; Diversisporales; Gigasporaceae
Source: the annotation of a GenBank genome assembly
AUGGGAAAUAAUAAUAUUAUAUUCACUCAAGAUGGUGGGAUUGAAGAAUAUAUCAAUUCUUUUUCUAUUGAUCUUGAAUUAUCCAAGGAAAAAAUAUUAGCAAAAUAUGAUAAAAAUUAUUUAAAUAAACGUUCACAAGUACCGAAUUCAUUUAUAUUAUACAGAAGUGUAAUUUCUAGUAUGUUUAAAGAAAAAGAUAUUAAACAACAAGAUUUAAUUUCAGGGUUUAUCGCAAAAAGAUGGAGAAAUGAAGAUGAAACAGUUCGAAAAUGGUUUAAGAAUAUAUCAAAUAGUUUAAACCAAUUAAAAAACCCAAAUCAUGUAAACAAAAAACAAAACAUGUCCAGUGAAUUAGAAGAGACAAAUAUUCCUACAAUUUCUCUUAGUAAAGCGAUAAAUUUUGCUUAUCCACUUAGUGCAUAUGAUAGCGAAAUUGAAUGUCUUUAUUUUAUUGAUA